AUGUAUUCGCAUCGCUUCGUUUUGUUCGCUUUCAGCCUCGUCGCGGGCAUCGCAGCGUUAUCUUACUGUCCACCCAUCGAAAUUAUCGAUUACUAUGAGAGCCAGAACGAGAAUGGCAGCAACAGUCGGAAGAACUACAGCUAUUCCUUUCCCCUAACGCCGAUCAAUGAGUUUGCCCUGACGAGGGAGCUGUGCGUGCAGAGCGAUGGCCUGCCUUUGGUGCGAAAAUGCCUUGCGAAUCAGCAGUGGGCGCAGUUGGACAGGAACAUCGGCUGCCGGCCGAGCCAGGGAAUGGCCGUGGAGAGCCAGAGCCUAAGCGAAUUGCAGUACGAGCUGAGCAUGGGCAUAUCGGAGCGUUCCUCCUUCAUCGACUAUCCGCUAGCUGUUAUGAGAAACGUCAGCGAUCUGAUCGCUCAGAUGGAUGCCAAAAUUGAGCCUGUCGAUGUCUUGUCUAUCAACAAAAUAAUCGAUCGAGUGGUGAACGAGCCGAAGGAUAUGGCUGCCUGCAUCCAAAUGAUUCGUGUCUACAGUGAUCUCAUGGGCGCGAAUAGUUCCGUGCUGGAGCUCUCCGCUCGGCUGAACGCCACCAACGAUCUGCUCUAUAAGUUCGAGGACUACACGAAUGGCCUGGCGCCGCAGCUGAAGAGCUGCAACGAGCCCAUCGCAGUCGAUCCGACGCAGGAGCUGGUCGAUGUCAAGAUGCACAAUGGUGUCCAGGCCCUGAUUGGCAAAGUGCUGAGUGUGUUCUAUCUGUUUCCCGAGUGCAAUGCAUUCACGGGCAUUGCCAUUUACACGAAGCCAGGUCCGGGACGUGAGGGUUGUCCACAUCAUGGCUUCUGGUAUCGUUUUCUCUAUUCCAAUCAGAGUCUGAACGCGCUCAGAGAGGAGCCCGAUCUCCUAACGGCCAGCUACUUAACUAGAGAGCUGUGGGAAGCUCUCCAAGUUGCCGGAGCUACCUAUAUGGUUUUCAAGAUCUAUGCGAAUAAUGCCCUCUUUGUGGAUCUAUCAGCGAGCAACACAGGCGCAAAGCCAGCGAGUCAUGUGCUCUCUAUUAAUAUACCUCAAGUUUCCCCACACUUGCCUUAUCCCUUGGCUUUUCUGCUGCGCAACGAGGACUUUGAUGAGGCAUUUAGGAAGAGGAAACGAUUCGAUGGCUACUGCGCCUACUGGAACUACGGCAACUGGACGCAGCAAGGCAUAACUACCGACACAAUGAAUUUGUCCAGCAGUCCGAUCGUAGCUUGCUUCACGCAUCACUUGACGCAGUUUGCCUUCCUGGUGGGUGCCAGCAACAAGCACCGGAACUGUAGGUACGGGCUGGAUCGCCUGGAAUGCCUGCUGGAUACGACAACAGCCGUCGGCUGCAGCCUGUCGCUGUUCGGCUUGCUGAUGAUCUGGCUGACGGCGGCCAUCUCGAAGAGAUGGCGUUCGCUGCAGUCCACCAAGCUGCUGCUCAACAUGUGCGUGGCCCUGACUCUGCUCUUCCUGCUCAUGCUGCUGCUGUACGUGAAUGAGUGGGCCAUUCGCUACUCCUUCGAUCGGGGCUCUUGGGCUUGCAUUGCCCUGGGCGCCGUGUUCCAGUACGCCGUACUGUUCCUCUUCAGCUGGAUGCUGCUCGUCGGCCACCUGCAGUACCGCAAGCACGUCACAGUGCUCGUCGCUCCCACGGAGAACAUUGUGGGGCGCCUGGCUGCGAUUGCGUGGACGAUGCCAUUGCUGCCCACUCUCGCAUUGCUACUCGUCGAUCCCGAGGCGUAUUCGCCCGUCCUGUCCGGGGAAUUCGCAUCGGUCUGCUAUCCGGCCGGUGCGGGUCUGAUCUACGGCAUCCUGCUGCCCAUUGGCCUGGUGCUGGGCGCCAAUGUCUUCACCUUCGGCUGCAUCCUCUUUCGGGUAUCUCGGCUGCGGCAUCGCAACGGCCAACUGAUCUGGCAGCAAUUCCGGCUCUUUCUGCUGCUCUUCUUUCUGCUCGGCCUGACCUGGAUCUUCGGCCUCUGUGCCUACUUCAACUUGGGCUUUUCGCUAAAGUUUCUCUUCUGCCUGUUGGCGACAGUUCAGGGCUUUGUUGUCUUUGUUUACUUUGUGGUAUUUGAUAGAUACGCAAGAGCUGCAUGGGUACAGCUGCUGAUGGGACAGCCGACAGCUAAUGUUGAUUUCAGAUGA
Molecule: messenger RNA, 2160 nt
Organism: Drosophila navojoa
Lineage: Eukaryota; Metazoa; Arthropoda; Insecta; Diptera; Drosophilidae
Product: adhesion G protein-coupled receptor G2
Biological process (GO): cell surface receptor signaling pathway
Cellular component (GO): membrane
Molecular function (GO): transmembrane signaling receptor activity
Source: RefSeq, a predicted model, not a curated record